GGGGGCCCGCAGGGCGAGGGCAUUGGGGGAAUCUCGAAAACAGGGCGCGAGGGGGGCAGCAGCACCCCUGUCUAGGUGGCUCUCUAUGGGUGCCGUCCGGGGUGGAGGCACUGGAGCCCCGGUCGGUCGGGUUCAGAGGGGCAAGGCGCCUGUGGUGCACGUCUGAGUCUGACCCGGGGGUGCGGCAGCAAGAUCGGGGUGCGCUUCUCUCCCCGCGGAGAUUGAAGGCUCUCUUCCUUCCCAGCUGGGCUGUCCCCUGCGGUCCGGCGGAGCUGGGCGCCAGCCCACUGAGCGCGGCACUCUGGACCCCCGCGCGGAGCCCUGGCGCCCGGACGCGGAGGCCGAGACUCCCUCCUGGCCUCACCCAGCCGUUUUCCCUGCUGAAGAGCACCCGAAGUUCUUCGGGAUGAGAGGGUCCCCAGGACUUGUCCACCCCACCCCCACCCCUGUGGCUGCACCUCCCCCAUUACCCAGUAGAGCAAGGGUUGAACUUUGGGGCUGCUGAGAGGGGGAGGGGAGGUGACAGACUUCAAAGCAAAAGUGUUGUCAUUACUUCCUGACAGGGGACAUGGAGCUCCCCCAGUGUGUGGAUGAGCUAGAGGAUGACGUGUUCCAGCCUGAGGAUGGGGAGCCAGGGACCACACCAGGGAGCUUGCUCUCCUCUGACCUGUUCGCCCAGAGCCCGAUGGACUGCUCCCUCAGCCGGCUGCAGCUCUUCCCACUCACGCACUGCUGCGGCCCUGGGCUUCGACCUGCCAGCCAGGAGGACAAGGCCACCCAGACCCUCAGCCCAGCCUCCCCAAGCCAGGGUGUCAUGCUACCCUGUGGGGUGACAGAGGAACCCCAGCGACUCUUCUACGGCAAUGCAGGCUACCGGCUGCCGCUCCCCAACAGCUUCCCUGCAGGCUCUCCCUUUGCAGAGCAGCGCCGUGAAGGGCAGUGGCAGCAGCGAGUAGAAGUGCAGAUCGCUCGCAAGCUUCAGUGCAUUGCAGACCAGUUCCACCACCUGCACAUGCAGCAAAGCACCACUCAGCUCUGGCUUAUGGAAAUGCGGAGGAUUGAACCCAAGGAUCUGCCUCAGAGACAGAAAGAGAGAAGAAGGGGAAAACAAGGCCUGCAACAUUGCAGAUGGGGACUGGGACUUGAACCCAGGUCCUCGAAUAUGCACCAGCAGAACCGAAAUCCAGUGUGGUGGCCGUUCCUGCUCUUCCUACACAACCUGGCUUUGAAUGAGGGAAAGGACAGGACUGCUGAUAAGAGCCAGCCCCAGAGGAACCCAGACUCUCUGGAUUCCUUGGAAACAACAUACCUCCUCCUCCUUGCCCCCCAUCCCUUUUUCACACCUAAUGGGGCCACAAGAAACAGCCCCCACAGUGGCUUUGCUGGAAUAACAGACAUGAGGGUGAGUGUCCAGCUGGGCUCACACUUCCUGUCUACUGCCUUUUCCAGCUGAAACAAGAGUGUGCUCUGGAACUCAGCAAACUCCCAGUUGCCUCUGAGCUACUUCCUUCCUCUUCCUGCUGUGGUGCUGAGGAGAGGCUUGGAAGCAACCAGUCUGGCAACAGAUGCUAAGGCUAUGAUAACCAGACACCUAGAAAAUAAAUUACUUUUGUGCAUAUGUAGAAAAAAAAAAAGAUGACUAUGGUGCUAAAGGUGAUGCAAUGCCCAAAGAAAAGAUGGCUUCUCCUGUGCCAGGGGCCAAAGAAAAGAUGACUUCCCCUAGGGCAAUGAAGACCCCAAGCGACUGGAAAAAAUUGGAGGCAUCUGCAGUGGGCUCUGAGAUUCAACCAAGCCUAAGUUCCUCCAGUUCUGUUGAAGGAAGCAUUGCUCUCCUGAUGCACAGUUGGGCAGGUUGUUCACUGCACAAUAGCACCUGCAGAGGAAGAUAAUGGGAGCUGAGGUCCAGCCUUUGCUCUUGGGACUCUCAUGCACAGCUGUCUGCCUGGAUGAUGGGGGCCUUUCCUGAUUGGCAUGAAGGUGCUGUGUAGGCUCUAAGUGACCCCUAGAAGGACUUUGAAUUGUGUCUUAGCCAUUGCUUUGUUCUGCUUGGAUAACCUGGAGGUAGUAUUACCUCUUCUUGGCCAGAAUUAAAUUCUCAGGGUGUGUACCAUGGUUCGUCUGCUGAAAUGAUGGGUUCUGCUUAGGAGAAGCAGCCCAGGGGGUAGGGACAGACACAAUGACUGGCCCUGGGAGACUCUGGCCAUAUGUACAUGGGGCCUGUGCUGUUCCCCACCUUCUGGUCCCUAAGGGUGAUGGUACAUGCCGCAGCUUACACACUUGAGGACCAGGGUCAUUUUCAGCAGCUGUGUUGAAUUGCCCUGGGCUGACCUUCCACCUGAGCUGGGUGCGAGAGCAAAUACUUGAUCUAGGUCUUGGUGCUGCAACCAAACCAUGGGCUUUGGAGACCUAGCCUGGCCCAGGCAGAGGCUGCCCUAAGACCUGUCCUCAGACCCCAGAGCCCAGAGGGCCACAAUCUGGAGCCAGGGGAAGGGUGUCUGGUUGCACUAUGUCCACCUUCUGUUAAGCAAGUCACUGCCCCCUCCAAAAACAAAACAAAAACAAAAGAGAGCAAGGGACUUGUGGAAGAGCCCUCAGGAGGAGAGCGCUCCCUGGGGCUAGCUGUCUUUAAUUGGCCUAGCGACCUAGACUGGCCCCGCCCCCUCUCUGGGGAGACUUGGCUGAACAUUCAGCCAGUCUGGCCUCAGGAGACUGCCCCAUCCCCGCCCCCCCCCCCAUCCGCUUGUCUCCUCCCCCCACUCCAGGAGCCUGGCUGCAAAGAUAGGGUGGAGAAGCAGAUUGGGAGGGAAGGAGGGUCUGUCCCAGAUCUUGACCUGUAACCCACUGGAGCCUUGCCUAGCCUUUAGGGUUUGCAGAGACAGAGGGGCUAGAAACAGCUCUCUAAUGAGGAGAGAAUGCCUGGUAUUAGGGGUCAGAAGGGUCUUUCUAAUUAGAACCCCAGAAUAGCAGUUUCUGGAAGCUGCUGGAAAGAGGACCCCUCCUCUCCUUCGCUGGACAUCUGACUCCCCCAGAAAGAAGGGAAGCCCAGUCUUCCAGCCUUUGCUUGAUAGUUUGGGUUGCUGAGAAGCUGUAUCCCCUUUACUGAAUCCUGGGUAGAAAAAGAUGGCUUCCUAGUUGUCCCCCUACCUGCCCCAAAGAGACUGGGUCUGUGUCCGAAGCUUACGUGGGACACAAUUUCCAGGUGCUCAGAGGACGCAGUAACUUUGUUUCACCAUUGUCCCCAGCAGCCCAGGGGCAGACAGGGAGCUCUCUGCCGUGGCUGGCCUGGUCAGGAACAAGGAACACCUACCUCCUGUCACUUUGGGAGAACAGGAAGGGCUAAGGGAGAGUAGGGGACAAUAGAAGCAGAGGACUUGGGUUGCCCUCAGAGACAAUUAGGGAGAACUGUGAGCCUCAAGGAACAGCAGAGAAAGCAAAGUUCUUCCAUAGAUGCCUUGCAGCCAAAGGUGCUUGGAGCUAUCUAGGCUGUCUGCUCUAUGAGCAGCUUGGCACCCCAACCCUGGCUUCCAGGGGCUCUAGGGGGAGACCCAGUAACAAUGUAGCAUUUUGUUCACUGGGGGGAGGGGUUCAUGCCUCUGCAGGGUAAUGGGGAAGAAUAGACCUAAUUUUUAAAAAUCUGUACAGAAUAUUUGACUUUUUCCUCUUCACAUGCCUAUGUGUGUAUUUAUCUUUCCUCCUGUUGGUACAAUUUUUAAUAAAAACUGUUUAAGGCAA
This is a messenger RNA of Erinaceus europaeus (western European hedgehog), 3732 nucleotides long. RefSeq names its product Bcl2 modifying factor (gene BMF). Bases 569 to 1453 code for a protein of 294 amino acids. The transcript is spliced from 8 exons. The record is from RefSeq and is a predicted model, not a curated record. Gene Ontology annotation, biological process: positive regulation of apoptotic process; negative regulation of autophagy; apoptotic process. Gene Ontology annotation, cellular component: myosin complex. NCBI's taxonomy places the organism in Eukaryota, Metazoa, Chordata, Mammalia, Eulipotyphla, Erinaceidae.